AUAUAGAAGAACAUGGCGCACUUAAAUCUCCUUCAAAUCGGUGUCUUAAGCCUUAUUGGGCUCGGCUCCGUGUUUGCUGACAAUCCCUGCCUUAAAGGACCUCCAGUGCCGAAGAAUGCAGCGGAAUGUUGCGUCACACCGUUCCUCGUGGAGCCGAGCGCCUUCAUGACCUGCCACUCGAAAUGGAUCGGUCAAACGAAGCGCCAGAUGGCAAUGGAAGGCAUUCCGCGUGGUUGUUGCGUAGCUGAGUGCGUUAUGAACUCCACCAGCCUCUACUCGAACGGUAAGAUAGCUCGUGAAGCACUGACGAAACUGUACCUUGACUCUACCAAAUCGAUGGCUCCCGAAUGGAACAAGAUCACGCUGGACGCGAUCGACGGUUGCUUCAAGAUGGCGGACUCGAUCAAGGACGAAAUUGAGGCGGGCGCUAAGCUAACGCCUGCAUUUGAUGGGGAACAGAUCUGCCAUCCCAUCUCCGGUACGAUACUGGCCUGCAUGGGCAUGACGCUGUUCGCGGAGUGUCCGGUCAAGCUGUUCACCGUCAACGAUGACUGCAACAAGCUGAAGAGUUACCACAGCAAGUGUCCGUUCUUGUAGGCGGGGCUUCACAAAUUGACGAUGCUGAUUUAUGUAUUCUUUUAUAACCGCUAAUAAAAUCCGCACCAUUGCACCACAUUGAAACCUGAAA
Molecule: messenger RNA, 688 nt
Organism: Anopheles merus
Lineage: Eukaryota; Metazoa; Arthropoda; Insecta; Diptera; Culicidae
Exons: 3
Coding region: 13-597 (194 amino acids)
Source: RefSeq, a predicted model, not a curated record